Molecule: messenger RNA, 1060 nt
Organism: Bactrocera dorsalis (oriental fruit fly)
Lineage: Eukaryota; Metazoa; Arthropoda; Insecta; Diptera; Tephritidae
Product: odorant receptor 63a-like
Exons: 8
Coding region: 238-864 (208 amino acids)
Biological process (GO): sensory perception of smell; detection of chemical stimulus involved in sensory perception of smell
Cellular component (GO): plasma membrane
Molecular function (GO): odorant binding; olfactory receptor activity
Source: RefSeq, a predicted model, not a curated record
UCAAUAUCCUUUUCAUAAUUGCAAGUUGUAUUGCUCUAUAUCCACACUGGUUAAUGAUAAAGCAAGCACAAGGCGAUAUUCCUUUGAUAGCUGAAACUUCUACCACAGCGCUGCAAACGACAACCGGCCUAAUUAAAAUGGCUUACAUGCUGUUUCACUCAGCAUAGAUUUCAUAAACUGAUUCGCAAGGCUGAAAGACAUGAACUGCUGCAGGGGAUCGAAAUCUUUCAAACAGAUAUGCCAAUCAAAACCACUCUGAAGAAGGAGAUUAACGCAAUUAUGGAAAUCAAUUGGAAACAGGCGAGAGGACAGCUUCUGUUCACUUUGGGAACCUGCGUCUGCAUUAUGUCUAACUAUUUCUUCUAUGCAUUCUUCAAAAACUUAUAUAAUCACUGGCAAGGCACACCAAAUUAUGUGUAUAUUCUGCCUUUCACUGGCUAUCCGAUGUUUCUGCACAAAGGAAUGGCCUCACCGUAUUACGCAAUGGACAUGUUUUUCGGUGCUUGCUCGCUUCUGGUCGCCGGCAUGAGUGCUAUUAGCUUCCAGGGUUGCUUUUUGGUGCUUUGUAAGCAUUCCUGUGGACUGGUCCAGGUGUUAUGUCUACUGUUGAAGAGAUCCACCUCAACUCUGGUUCCAAAACCGCAACGUGUGGAAUAUUUGCGCUACUGCAUAGUACAACAUCAACGCACUCUUGAGUUCAUAAGCGAGGUCAAUGAGCUUUUUAGACACAUUUGUCUCUCCCAGUUUCUUCAUAGUCUGGCAAUUUACGGCUUUGUACUUUUCGAGAUGAACUUCGGCUUGGAAUCAAAUAAAAUUACUUUUAUUCGCAUGUUUAAUGUAUUUAUGUGCUGCUACAACAGGUGAUUGCAUGCACUACGUCAACGGACAGUUCCUGGCCAACGAGCUGGAAAAGGUUCCGUUAGCUUGUUAUAACUGUGAGUGGUACCACGAAACAGAUGCUUUUAAGAAGACAUUGAGAAUGAUCAUUAUGCGCUCAAAUAAAAAAUUCUGUUUCCAAAUAUCCUGGUUCACAGUAAUGUCCUUGGCUACAUUGAUGGGU